CUCGGCUGCUCUUUUUCAGGUGGUUUCAGAAUCAGUUCAAAUUCAUGGGAGGCUGCAAAUGAAGAAAUGAUUCACAACCAAGUUUGAAACUCAAGUGAAUGAAUGGAAGUUCAACGGGUGAUCGAGAAUCUCAGCGCUUACCUCAAACGGACUAUCGAUUUUCCAACUACAUUCGUCUCCUUGGGAUGGGAUGCAUUCUGCCCUUGUACUUCUGCUCCUCAAACCUCCAAUUACUCGGAAACUCUUCGAAUCAGCUGUAUUCUCCUGCAUUAAGAUGAUCGAGAACACGAGCUUCUCAUUUACCGAAUUUUCAGAAACGAUGAAUUUGAAAAGAAUUAGAUGGGAUGGCUCACAUUAGCUGAUGAUUCUCUGUACCCCCUGGCUAAUGCCUGCAGCUUGACCAAUCCUUUCAAGGCGCGCAACGCCCUCUUCGCCUGCAGCAGUUGAGUUGACGAAAUAACUUCCAAAGAAACAAAGUGUGAGGCGGAGCAGCAACGGGUACAACAUCCAAAGCGAGAGGUUCAUCAUAACUUUCAGCACAUUCACUCACUCCCAAUCCCCAAUCCCCACCAUCCAUGGCCGCCGCCGCCGCCGCCUCCACCGUCUUCCUCCUCCCGCCCUCCUCUCGCCGCCGCCGCAGCAAUUCCGUCCGCCUCCUCCGCCCCACCAUAAAGGCCUUCUCCGCCCCAACCCUCACCCAAGACGACCUCAAACGCCUCGCCGCUGACAAAGCCGUCGACUACGUCAAAUCCGGCAUGGUCCUCGGCCUCGGCACCGGCUCCACCGCCGCCUUCGUCGUCGACAAGCUCGGCGCGCUACUCAAAUCCGGCUCCCUCACCGACAUCGUCGGCGUCCCCACCUCCAAGCGCACGCAGGAGCAGGCCGCCGCCCUCGGCAUCCCCCUCGCAACCCUAGAUACGCAUCCGCACCUCGACCUCGCCAUCGACGGCGCCGACGAGGUCGAUCCGGCUCUGGACCUCGUCAAGGGGCGCGGCGGCGCUCUCCUCCGCGAGAAGAUGGUGGAGGCGGCGUCCGACGCCUUCGUGGUGGUCGUCGACGAUUCCAAAUUGGUUUCGGGACUCGGAGGGUCGGGACUCGCUAUGCCUGUGGAGGUGGUCCAGUUCUGCUGGAACUACAAUUUAGUGAGGCUCCAGGACCUCUUCAAGGAAGAAGGCUGCGAGGCCAAGUUGAGGCUGGACGGCAGUGGCAAACCCUAUGUGACUGAUAAUUCGAACUACAUUGUGGAUCUGUACUUCGCGACGCCGAUCAGAGACUCGGCGGCGGCGGGGAAGGAGAUCGCGGCGCUGGAAGGGGUGGUGGAGCACGGAUUGUUUCUGGACAUGGCGACUGCAGUCAUCAUUGCUGGCAAGGAUGGGGUGAGUGUCAAGAACAAGUGAGUAUUUUAUUUUUACUACUAAUUUUCUUUCUGGAUUUUUGAAAUUGGUUUGUGUUGUAUUUUGCACUGCUGAUUUGGGUACAGAAAAUGGAUCAAUAAUUUCUUGAUCGUCACUAAAAAUGGUUGGUUUGGAUCAAGAUUUUGGGUUUACAGUUGGAUGAUGAAUGUGUGUGUUUAUACACACCACAUUGGUUUUUUUGGAUUUGUUUGCUAUAAUGGAAAAAUGAAGAGAGUAAAAAUUCAAGAA
Messenger RNA from Andrographis paniculata, 1643 nucleotides. Its product is annotated as probable ribose-5-phosphate isomerase 3, chloroplastic. Gene Ontology annotation, molecular function: ribose-5-phosphate isomerase activity. The coding region runs from base 576 to 1397 and encodes 273 amino acids. Gene Ontology annotation, biological process: pentose-phosphate shunt, non-oxidative branch. The transcript is spliced from 4 exons. The record is from RefSeq and is a predicted model, not a curated record. NCBI's taxonomy places the organism in Eukaryota, Viridiplantae, Streptophyta, Magnoliopsida, Lamiales, Acanthaceae.